GAUCAUGCCCAGAGGUCUGAAAUCUCCCAUGGUCAUUUCUUUGGAGGGAUUCCUCUUCUGGUGAGGGAUCCUUAUCACCACCAGCAAAUCUGCUCAGUUUUAGGUGCUGCAAGAGGAAACACUGUGACUCCAGGCCUCUGCCAUCAGGCUCCACUCUGCUUCACAAUGGCCUCCCUUGCUGCAGCAAAUGCAGAAUUUGGCUUCAACCUGCUCAGAGAGAUGGAUAACAGUCAAGGGAAUGAAAAUGUAUUCUUGUCCUUUCUGAGUAUCUUCACUGCCCUGAGUCUUGUCCGCUUGGGUGCUCGAGGUGACUGUGCAAAUCAAAUUGAUAAGACGCUGUACUUCAAUACCACCUCGGGACACAGAAACUCUUCUAAUAAUCAGCCAACACUUCAGUUUCAACUGAAAAAAGUUCUGUCUGAUAUAAAUGCAUCCCACAAGGAUUAUGAGCUCAGCGUUGCCAAUGGUCUUUUUGUAGAAAAAGAGUUUGACAUUAAUAAGAAGUAUAUUGAGUGUGCUGAAAAAUUGUACGAGGCCAAAGUGGACCGAGUUGAUUUUACAAAUGAUAUAGAAGAUACUACAUAUAGAAUUAAUAAGUGGAUUAAAAAUGUGACACAUGGCAAAAUAAAAAAGGUGUUUAGUGAUAGUAGCAUUAGCUCAUCGGCUGUCAUGGUGCUGGUGAAUGCCGUAUACUUCAAAGGCAAAUGGAAAUCAGCUUUCACCCAAAGUGAAACUAUAAAGUGCCGUUUCAAAUCACCCAAGUGUUCUAAGCAAGCUGUUCCCAUGAUGCACCAAGAACGGAGGUUCAAUCUGACCACAAUUCAGGAUCCUUCCAUGCAGGUGCUUCAGCUCAGAUAUCAUGGUGGCAUAAGCAUGUACGUUCUGUUGCCUGAAAGAGACCUGUCCCAAAUUGAAAAAAGCCUGACAUUUAGGAAUCUAAUGAAAUGGACCAAUCCAAGAAAAAUGAACUCUCAAUUUGUGGAGGUGUUUCUUCCUAAGUUCAAGAUAGAGAAGAAUUAUGAAAUGAAACACCAUUUGGAAGCCCUAGGGCUGAAAGAUAUCUUUGAUGAGUCCAGAGCUGAUCUCUCUGGAAUAGCUUCUGGAGGUCGUCUCUAUAUAUCAAAGCUAAUGCACAAAUCGUAUAUAGAGGUCACAGAGGAGGGCACCCAGGCAACUGCAGCCACUGAAAGUAACAUUGUAGAAAAGCAUCUUCCUGAGUCCACAGUAUUUAAAGCUGAUCACCCAUUCCUAUUUGUCAUCAGAAAGAAUGACAUUAUCUUAUUUAGUGGCAAAGUCUCUUGCCCUUGAAAAUCCAAUCAAUUUCUGUUACCAUAGUCCCUGCAGCAUUAAAGAAACAUCAGGAGUGAAUAUAUUUGUUUAAUUACAAUUAUAUGAUGUUUUCUUUGAGUUUAUUUCUUCCUAAUAUUGAUCAGCAGAUGAUACUGGUGACUUGAUCCUUCUUAGACAUCUGGAUCAUGACCUUGAUUCCUAUUCUUAGCAUUUCUACUGGGUUUUCCUCCCUGGCCUUUAAUUUUAUUGAUUUUCUACCCACCCUCAUUUCUAGAAAUCUGAUUCAUGGCCCAGCUGGGAAUUAUGCAUUCUGGUUUACUGGCAAUGAGAAUGCAGAAGCAGCCUAAGAAUCUUUUUUUUGUUUUGAAACUCUGCAGUUAUCACAGAUAUUCUAGCCUCACCCUAAAUGAUUUAGGAAGUAAGCCUAGCUGCUUCUGAGAAAUAAAUAUGAAGAACUUCUUUUCUUUGCUGAUCUGAAGAAGACAUUAGAGUUUACUCAUUUGAUUCUAAGUCAGUAUAAAAUCUAGAUGCUGAAAAAAUAUGAAAUUGAGUUUGGGCACCACAAAAAAUGUCAUUAAUAAUUUCAAAUUGACAUCUUUUGGGCUUCCUUUGAUAAGAAUUAAUAUGUACAUAGUUUUUCAAAUAUUAAGUACUUCCAACUGUUUGCAGUUGUUAUUUACAGCAUAUUAUUUAAUAUGCUGUGAAGUUUACAGGUUUUCCCUAUUUAUCAUAAUAAAAAAUACAUGUCUGUACAGUGUGAUUGUUUUCCUCUGAUCAACUGUGAGACUACCAAUUUUUUCUCUAUUUUCUAGACCACAUAAGCAAACAAUGAAGAAAAGAAUGCUUUUGUAGAAUAAAUCUGAUUUGGUUCAAU
Molecule: messenger RNA, 2164 nt
Organism: Heterocephalus glaber (naked mole-rat)
Lineage: Eukaryota; Metazoa; Chordata; Mammalia; Rodentia; Bathyergidae
Source: RefSeq, a predicted model, not a curated record